CACCCGGGCCCCACAAGUCACCAACAGACUGGAAGAAAUCCCCGUGUAGCGGCUGUAAACUGCGGAGUAAGAUUUCCUGGCUCUGUGUGUUGUUCCCUCAGACGCCACCGAUUUCCCCCAGUGUUUUCGGGGUCUGUGAACCCGUCUUUUGAACGGACUGCUUCCCUCAACAUGCCGGGAGGACUCAGAUUUUCAUACCGUCCGCUCAGACGGAUUCUCUGCGUGGCCAGACCACAGAAAACAGCGACGUUAAGAAUAUGCGGCCGCCAGCCGCCCCUGCUGCUCGCUGUGUGCGUGCCCCAGCGGAUGUUCUCGCUGUCGGCCGCGGGGUUCAGGAGCAGCGGGACCAGCAAGGACGGUUCAUCAGGGGACGGGGGACGGGAACCAACCAACGGCAACAACAAGGGCAGCGGCGGGGGGGACAAGAACGGGGGAGACAAGAAGGGACAACUCUGCUGCCCCAAGUGUGGAGAUCCAUGCACACACGUGGAGACUUUUGUCUCCUCUACUCGGUUUGUGAAGUGUGAAAAGUGCCACCAUUUCUUUGUGGUUCUGUCUGAGAUGGACUCCAAGAAAAGCCUGAAGGAACAAACUGCUGAGAGACAAGGCAAGACAAAGAAACCACCACCUGCACCGAAAAAGAUAUUUGAAUACCUGAACAAGUACGUGAUUGGCCAGGACCAAGCUAAGAAGGUGUUAUCCGUGGCUGUGUACAACCACUACAAGAGGAUCUUCACCACAUCUCCUGCCCCCUCCAGCACUGGUCCCACAGUACGGGCACAGACUGUGGACUCCAUAGACCGCCAGUCAGGGAACACCCAGGCCACCUUUACACCUAGAGAGCUGCUACAGAUAGCAGGUAUCAGCCACGGCAGUGCCCUGGGACCCAACCUGCACCAGCAGACCCCUCCCCCUGAACAGGAGAAACGCUCGGCCAGCGACAUCCUGGACUCUACCUCAGAGGAGAUCCGAUUGGAGAAGAGCAACAUCCUGCUGUUAGGACCCACAGGGUCAGGAAAGACCCUGCUGGCCCAGACGCUGGCGAGAUGUCUGGAUGUGCCGUUUGCGAUCUGUGACUGCACCACGCUGACUCAGGCUGGGUACGUGGGGGAAGACAUCGAGUCUGUCAUCGCCAAGCUGCUGGCUGACGCUAACUACAACGUAGAGAAGGCACAACAAGGUAUUGUAUUCCUGGAUGAGGUGGAUAAGAUCGGCAGUGUUCCUGGGAUCCACCAACUCAGGGAUGUAGGAGGGAGGGGGUGCAGGCAGGGUCUGCUGAAGCUGCUGGAGGGAACAGUAGUGAACGUUCCCGAGCGCAACACGAGAAAACUGCGGGGGGAGAGCGUACCGGUGGACACCACCAACAUCCUGUUUGUGGCGUCGGGAGCGUUUAACGGGCUGGACAGGAUCAUCAGCAGGAGACGGCAUGAGAAGGUAGGGGCAGUGCCUGGGUUUACCCUAGGUUUCCGGUGCUCCUGCCAACGUCAGCCUGGUCGGCGCGCGGCCACGGCCUCGGAUGUACAGAGCAUGACGGAGGGAACCAACGCGCAGGCCGACAAUGAGGAAAAGGACGCCCUGUUGGCCCACGUGCAGGCGCGAGACCUCAUCGAGUUUGGGAUGAUUCCGGAGUUUGUGGGGAGGCUGCCCGUGGUGGUGGCCUUACAGAGUCUGAGCCAGGCUAUGCUGGUCAGGAUCCUGACCCAGCCUAGGAACGCUCUCAUCCCACAGUACCAGGCUCUCUUCCAGAUGGACAAGGUCCAGUUGGAAGUGUCUGAUGAUGCACUAGAAGCCAUCGCACAGCUGGCUCUGGAGAGGAAGACAGGAGCCAGGGGACUCAGGGCCAUCAUGGAAACCCUCCUGUUGGACCCCAUGUUUGAGGUGCCGGGUUCAGACAUAGUCGGGGUCAGGCUGGAGAAGGAGAUGAUUUUGGGACAGAAGCCAGCACAAUAUUUCAGGGCCCCACCAUCAGAGUUUGAAUAUGAAGGAGAAGAUGACGAAAAGCUACAAGCUCACAACCCUUAGGACAAUCCAGCCUCGUAUAUUAGGUUGAUACUUCAAAACAUGCAGACUAUAACAUUGUAUAUUAAAGCCUUACCAACUCCUACACGUGCACCUAUGGUGCAAGGUAUAACAAAAUCCUUAUAGGAAAGGGGACAUGCUACUGAUAGUAAGCUGUAAGGUAUCCUUGUGUGUAUAGAUAGCACAGGGUCCUAUUACAUGUAUUCUGUCAUGUCUAACCUGGCAAAAGCUAAAAGGAAUGGGUGGGGGGGGAGCCUGUGGCCCAUUUUAGAAUGAUCCAAGAGCAAUAAUCGCACAAUGUCAGAUUAUACAUUAUAGAAUGUAGUAGGAAACAAGGGAUAGGGCUAUCCCAUUUGGUAAGUGUAUUGGUGAGGGCAGCUACACAAAAAGUGUGCUCCGAGAUAACUGAUUUCUCGUCACAUGAGCCUGCUGCAACUUUUCUUGCAUUGAAGAAACUUUUAGCAAGGGUUGGUAGCUUUUAAGUUUCAAUUGGUGGAGGAAAAUGCUCACUGAAGGCAAGUGUAAAAUUCAGGAUUCUGUUUGAAAUUUAUCAUCAUGUUAAAAGCAACUUUUUUGAGCACUAAUGAAUAAAAUAGAUAUGUUUCACACAGUGUUGUUUCAUCUGGAAUAGUCCAAAUGUCAUUGGGUCAAGAGAACCAUGGGUACUUUCAGUUUUGUUUUUAAAUGUCCGAAUAGUGUCCUAUAUAAAGCGGUCAGUGUUCAAACUGAAAUUAUGCCAAAAGACAAGUGCAUGCUCAAUAAAGCCUAUUAAUUAGUCAAAAGGAUGAGACUUUGAUACAAAGUACUACCUGUUUUGUUAUCCAGCUUUUGUACAUCACUUUGUACUUCAAGAUGUAAUACAGUGUAAAAAAAAAAGUUAUAGUUGUACUAAAUACAUGUAGAACUUAUAGAUAGCCUUCCUUGGAAACAAAUUUAUCUGGCAGUGUACAGGAAUUACUGCAUUAAAUUCAUACAUUUUGUGCUGCAUGGAUAAAAAUCCUUAGAUUGCACCACCAAGUGACAGAAAAAGAUUGCUGACAAGAGUUUUAACAUGCGCUGAUUUUCGUGACCUUCUUUUUGUUCCCUUCCUUCUGUUCCAGCAGAUUUGGAUGUUGUGGGAAAUGUUUUUUGUUUGCGUGGUACAGUACAACAGGGAUUAAUAUUAUCAUGAAGGAACGUGUAUUUGUAUUAUUAAGUGGCAAAACCAGUCUAGAACAUGUCGAGGCUAAUUUUUGCCUACAUUUGCUGUCUGCAGUUUUAUUUCACUGCAACUUAAGCCACAUAUUCAGUACCGUCUUGUAUAGCAUCUUUAAUGUGUAUAGUGGGAGUGAAAUUAUUUUGAGAUCAGAGAGACUCUUCUGAGUUCUUGGUAAGGUCAACAUUGUCAGUACCACAGUGUAUGUUAAGUUCCAGGUUUGUCAUACAUUGGUAUUAAUAAUGUGCAGCAUGGUAUAUGUAUAAGUCAAUAAUACACUCAAUGCAUCUGACAGGGUUUUAAAAUUUGGCAAACUUUUAGUGUGGACACAUGGCUAAUACCCAAUCAUCUGAAAUCAUACUCAAAGGUUGAUUACGAAGGACUAGAAAUGCCUUUUGUUCCAUUGUAUCUACUAGACAAAAUGUUUUGUUUUUUUGUUAAAAGUGCACAUGGUAUAUAUGUAAUGAAGUCACAUAUUAUUUAGGAUUGCUAGUCUUGGGGGGGGGGGAUAGUCUAAUGCAGAAAAUUCUGAUCUAUAUGAAGUGAUUUGGAAGAUGGUGUAAAAUAAAUGUACAUGUAUGGUACGAAA
Messenger RNA from Branchiostoma belcheri (Belcher's lancelet), 3803 nucleotides. RefSeq names its product ATP-dependent Clp protease ATP-binding subunit clpX-like, mitochondrial. Gene Ontology annotation, cellular component: mitochondrial matrix. NCBI's taxonomy places the organism in Eukaryota, Metazoa, Chordata, Leptocardii, Amphioxiformes, Branchiostomatidae. The record is from RefSeq and is a predicted model, not a curated record. Gene Ontology annotation, molecular function: ATP binding; zinc ion binding; ATP hydrolysis activity. Gene Ontology annotation, biological process: protein catabolic process; proteolysis.